AUGUCGAAAAGGGACAGUCUGUUGAUGGAUAAUUCUGAUAAAUAUCAAUAUCAGAAAAGACCGCAUCAUCGACUGCUGCAUCUUUUGGCAGCCUUUCUGCUGCUCACUGGAGGUUAUUUUUAUUUCUUUCAGGACUAUGGCUAUCAUCACCUCCAAACUUUAUCAAAGCUGGAACAAUUCCAACAAUGCUCUAUCAACAAUCUACUCGACACUGGCCUGUACUUUUUGGACAACGCCUCUCCUGCCACAGUGGAGGAUUACGAAGAGCGUCGCAUUCGCCUAGCCAAAGCUCUUGUGCAAGACAAUGUCGAUGCCUUUACAGUCGAACCUGGCUACACAUUCAAGUAUUAUGCCAACGUCAGUCAGCCCGAGUGGGAGGUUUGGGAGCCAGAAGAACGACCGUUUCUUAUGAUUGUUCGUCCAUAUAUACAACCCCAAACUGGCGAGAUCACUGCUCAGACUUCAUUUCUCUGUCCAUCCUUCGAGGCAGAACGAGCUCGUCUUCUAGGAAUGCCUUUUGUUGAUUCUAUCGACAUUAUUCCAUGGGAAGAGCACUGGAACCCAUACAAAACUCUCAAAUUAUCGAAUAUCUUCACAGACCUACAGCACACCCCUCGAUUGAUGGUCGAUGAAGAAAUGCGCGACUUUAUCCAGCGUGGCUUAUCACACGCUGGCUUUGAAGUUAGUGGACUGCAAGGCAACGUCGAGGCAGUGAGACAGAUCAAGUCAGAUCGCGAACUGGGCAUCUUGCAGGCAGUCAAUACGGGCACGGUGGAAGCUGUGAGACAGAUGAGAAAGUGUCUCUAUCCUGGACUGACGGAGAGUGAAAUUGCCCAAGUCUUGGAUAAUACGCUUUCUGCUGUUGGCCUGGAGCCAUUCUUUGAUAUUGUUCUGUUUGAUGAGAAUGCUGCAAAUCCUCAUGGAGGCACGAAUGGAAGUAAAGUCCUCGAGGCGGACACGUUUGUUUUGAUCGAUGUUGGAGCACAUCUUUAUGGCUAUUCGUCCGAUAUCUGUCGCACAUUCUUUCCGCCAUUCUUCCCCAAGCCAUCUGACGAGACGGAGUUGUCUAUCUCAGUCAAAGAGAAGCUAAAGGCAAGUAACAUUCUCCCACGUUCACGCCAUUAUACUAAUAAAAAUUGCAAGGUCUGGGAUGUUGUCUUCGAAGCCCAAACACAGUCAAUCAAGCAGUUCCACACCAACUCCACCGCAGCCAGUGUAGACAUUGCUGCUCGUCAGGUCAUCACAGAGGCCGGAUACGGAGAAGCAUUUACUCACCGUGUUGGCCAUGGAAUUGGAAUCAAAGCCCACGAAAGCCCCUAUCUCAACCAAGGCAAUGUCGGCACUAUUCUUAGAGCUGGUAUGGCCUUUACCUCGGAGCCGGGUAUCUACUUGGUGGAUAAGUUUGGUGCCAGGCAUGAAGAUAUUUUUGUUGUGCAGGAUGACGGCAUAGAACCUUUGCUUUUGACUGGAAGACGUGCUCAGGGGCCGUGGGAUCCUUGAUUUGCCAUUUUAUAUAUCUAAUACAUGGAUGUGUUUAUUUAUCUUCCAAGUUGGGGAUCUUCUGCUUAAAUAUAUAGUAGAUCCAUUCAACUGGAAACUGAAAAGGGGUUUCGACCACACCCGAGUGGCUGGUGAUCCUCUCGCGAUGCAGCACAGAGGGACAUCUCUUCAAAGUGAGAUCCCGGAUAUUAUAUCCGUCCAUGAUCGUUGGUGCAUGCGACAAGGUCAGAAUCAAGUGUUCCAUUGGAAAAUAUUAUUAGACAAAUUGUAUCUAAAAAGAAUAAUCGGCAACUCUAUUCAACUUGGAAAGAUAAACAAUAUUAGAAAGAGAUGAGCACCGGCAUAUGCAUUCUAUGUUCCCAGACAACCAAUUCUUAUGCCUUGUAGAACAGGGGAUUGUUAGGUUCACAGACGGUGCCCGGAUUUGGCAGCGU
Messenger RNA from Aspergillus wentii DTO 134E9, 1934 nucleotides. RefSeq names its product M24 family metallopeptidase. The transcript is spliced from 5 exons. The record is from RefSeq and is a predicted model, not a curated record. NCBI's taxonomy places the organism in Eukaryota, Fungi, Ascomycota, Eurotiomycetes, Eurotiales, Aspergillaceae. Bases 1 to 1500 code for a protein of 499 amino acids.